AUGAAAACAACAACAAAACCACAUAACUGUUGCUAGUAAUUGAUUAUUUUAAUAACAACAAACAAAUCAACAAUAGACAGCACUUUCAUGGAAACUUAGGAAGUAAAAAUGUGACGAACCAUAGAAUAAGGAACCUUUUUUAAUCUUUCUCCUUAUUUCACUAUAAAAAGAGAUUCCAAUUUCAUCACUCUUCACACAUUCAUUCAACAAUUUCAUUCACUUGUAGCUUUUCUCAUUCUCUUGCGUUUAUUUUGCCACCCUUUUAUUAUCUCAUUCGAUAUUUUUUUUCUAAAGAAGUUUCAUUCAAUAUUUGAUCUAUUCUUUCUUUCUGUGCUGCCACUGCCAUAUCAAAUACCACAAGUUGAAGUUUUAAGCUUUUGAAGCAAUGGCGAGUCUUACUCGUUCUACUUCUCUCCGAGAGAGGUUUGAUGAAACUCUCACUGCUAACAGGAAUGAAGUUUUGGCCCUUUUGUCAAGGAUUGAAGCAAAGGGAAAAGGAAUCCUGCAACACCAUCAAGUCAUUGCUGAGUUUGAAGAAAUCCCUGAGGCGAAUAGGCAAAAACUAGUUAAUGGAGCUUUUGGAGAAGUUUUGAGAUCUACUCAGGAAGCCAUAGUGUUACCACCAUUUGUUGCUCUUGCUGUUCGUCCAAGGCCUGGUGUUUGGGAGUAUCUGAAAGUCGAUGUGCACGGUCUUGUUGUCGAUGAGUUGCUUCCUGCUGAGUAUCUCAAGUUCAAGGAGGAGCUUGUUGAAGGAAGUUCGAAUGGCAACUUUGUGCUUGAAUUGGACUUUGAACCAUUCAAUGCCUCUUUUCCUCGACCAACGCUGAACAAGUCAAUUGGAAAUGGCGUUGAGUUUCUCAAUCGCCAUCUUUCUGCUAAGCUUUUCCAUGGCAAAGAAAGCUUGCAGCCACUUUUGGAAUUCCUCAGGCUUCACAACUACAAUGGAAAGACUAUAAUGUUGAAUGACAGAAUUCAAAAUCUGAAUUCUCUUCAACAAGUUUUGAGAACAGCAGAAGAUUAUCUUAUCACCAUUGCUCCCCAAACACCCUACUCGGAAUUUGAACACAAAUUUCAGGAUAUUGGUUUGGAGAGAGGUUGGGGUGACACCGCUGAGCGUGUCCUUGAAACGAUCCAACUUCUGUUGGAUCUUCUUGAGGCACCUGAUCCUUACACCCUCGAGACAUUCCUUGGAAGAAUCCCUAUGGUCUUCAAUGUUGUCAUCCUUUCUCCACAUGGUUACUUCGCCCAAGAUAACGUCUUGGGAUACCCUGAUACUGGUGGACAGGUUGUGUACAUCUUGGACCAAGUUCGUGCCUUGGAGAACGAGAUGCUCAGACGUAUCAAGCAACAAGGCUUGGAUAUCAAACCUCGCAUUCUUAUUAUCACCCGUCUUCUCCCCGAUGCAGUAGGAACUACUUGUGGCGAUCGUCUUGAGAAGGUUUAUGAUACUGAAUAUUGCCACAUUCUUCGAGUUCCCUUUAGAACAGAGAAGGGAAUUGUUCGCAAAUGGAUCUCAAGAUUCGAAGUCUGGCCCUACCUAGAGACUUUCUCUGAGGAUGUUGCCAUGGAACUUGCCAAAGAGUUGCAAGGCAAGCCUGAUCUGAUUGUCGGAAACUACAGCGAUGGAAACAUUGUCGCCUCUCUGUUAGCACAUAAAUUAGGCGUAACUCAGUGUACUAUUGCUCAUGCACUUGAGAAGACCAAGUAUCCAGAAUCUGACCUUUACUGGAAAAAAUUCGAAGACAAAUAUCAUUUCUCGUGCCAAUUUACUGCUGAUCUUUUCGCAAUGAACCACACAGACUUUAUUAUCACAAGUACUUUCCAAGAGAUCGCUGGAAGCAAGGAUACUGUUGGGCAGUAUGAGAGUCACACUGCCUUCACCCUUCCUGGACUUUACCGUGUUGUUCACGGUAUCGAUGUCUUUGAUCCAAAAUUCAACAUUGUCUCUCCUGGAGCUGAUAUGAGCAUUUACUUUCCAUAUACCGAAACUGAGCGUAGGCUGACAUCGUUCCACCCUGAGAUUGAAGAACUUCUCUAUAGCUCAGUGGAGAAUGAGGAGCACAUAUGUGUAUUGAAGGAUCGCACCAAGCCAAUUAUCUUCACCAUGGCAAGGUUGGACCGAGUCAAGAAUAUUACAGGACUUGUCGAGUGGUACGGAAAGAAUGCUCGCCUAAGGGAGUUAGUAAACCUCGUCAUUGUUGCUGGAGACAGGAGGAAGGAGUCUAAGGAUUUAGAAGAGAAAGCUGAGAUGAAGAAAAUGUACGGCCUAAUCGAAACCUACAAAUUGAACGGUCAGUUCAGAUGGAUUUCCUCACAGAUGAACCGAAUUCGGAACGGAGAGCUCUACCGUGUUAUCUGCGACACAAAAGGUGCUUUCGUGCAGCCAGCAAUUUAUGAAGCUUUUGGUUUAACUGUUGUUGAAGCUAUGACUUGUGGAUUGCCAACAUUUGCUACUUGUAAUGGUGGUCCUGCUGAGAUCAUUGUUCAUGGAAAAUCUGGCUACCAUAUUGAUCCUUAUCAUGGUGAUCGCGCUGCUGAGACUAUCGUUGAAUUCUUUGAGAAGAGUAAGGCUGAUCCUUCUUAUUGGGACAAAAUCUCUCAUGGAGGUCUCAAACGUAUUCAUGAAAAGUACACAUGGCAGAUAUAUUCAGACAGGCUUUUGACUCUGACUGGUGUGUAUGGGUUCUGGAAGCAUGUGACAAACCUUGAUCGCCGUGAGAGUAAACGUUACCUUGAGAUGUUCUAUGCACUCAAAUACAGCCAAUUGGCUAAAUCUGUGCCCCUUGCUGUUGAAGAGUAAAAACAAUGAAGAGUGAAAGAUAAUGAAGAGUGAAAGAUAUUGCGGAACCAACAUUUUGUCAUUUGGAGUUGCAUGGAGCUUUUAUUAAAAAUUAAAAAUAAAUAAAACCAAUUGAUUUUGAUAUUGUGAUUAGGUUUUGGAUUGAAAAAAAAACAUGUGUCCUUUUUUAAAUUGUUAGUAUGUUUAGGAUGAAAAAAAAGUAAAAAUAAAUUGUACUUUUCUAAUUGCUUUAUUUGAUAUUGUUGGAAUCUUCAAAUAUGGGGUGUUUACCCAAUAAAUUCAAUUUCAAGAUGUGUCUUCAAUUCAA
Trifolium pratense (red clover) is the source of this 3107-nucleotide messenger RNA. Its product is annotated as sucrose synthase-like. NCBI's taxonomy places the organism in Eukaryota, Viridiplantae, Streptophyta, Magnoliopsida, Fabales, Fabaceae. The transcript has 14 exons. Bases 386 to 2800 code for a protein of 804 amino acids. Gene Ontology annotation, molecular function: sucrose synthase activity. The record is from RefSeq and is a predicted model, not a curated record. Gene Ontology annotation, biological process: sucrose metabolic process.